GCCGGGCACGUCACUUCCUCUUACCCGUGUCCUUGGCAGCAGCAGCGGCGGUGGCAGCAGCAUCCUCCUCCUCCUCGCUGUUCGGGAUAAAAACACAUGGCUAAAAUGAGCAAAGAGACCAAACAGCGGCUGCAGCAGCUGUUCCAGUGCGGACAGUUUGUCAUCCGAUGGGGUUUCAUCCCAACCGUGCUGUACCUCGGUUUCAAACGAGGAGCAGAUCCAGGAAUGCCUGAACCCACAGUCCUGAGCUUGCUAUGGGGCUAAGAAACAUCCUCACACAGCCAGUCCCCUCCCCUCUUCUCAUGAAGACCAUAUGACCCACCCGUCAUUGGAAAUCCAGGAAAAGGAUAUUAUUUUCACUUUCCUUGUCAUAAGUCAUACUGUCCAGUGCCCAAGAAGUAAUGAAUGAAUGUUAUCUAUGGCAAUACUGUUUACUGUCACAUGUCGAGUACAUGUGGGGAGAGUGUCAGCCACAUGGAUAGAAGAUAUUUGGAUUAACAAGCAAGACAACAUGCAGUCUUGACUGGACUAUCUGUGUGACACCAAUGUUUGGAUAUACCAUCCAUUCCAUGUUUUUCCUCUUUUUUUUUGUAAUUUAAUAUUUCUGAAAAUAAAUUCACAAAAUGAA
Molecule: messenger RNA, 628 nt
Organism: Larimichthys crocea (large yellow croaker)
Lineage: Eukaryota; Metazoa; Chordata; Actinopteri; Sciaenidae
Gene: tomm7
Product: translocase of outer mitochondrial membrane 7 homolog (yeast)
Exons: 3
Coding region: 97-264 (55 amino acids)
Biological process (GO): protein import into mitochondrial matrix
Cellular component (GO): mitochondrial outer membrane translocase complex
Source: RefSeq, a predicted model, not a curated record